AUGAGGCUUUCACAGGGCACCAAGCUGAGUCAUGGCAUGGUGAAACUGGAACCAAACCAGUACAAGGGAGCUCAGGCAAAACCCCUGGAGCUGGAGCAGCUGGGCAGGGUGGUGGAGCUGGACAGUGACAUGGCAGACAUCACCCAGGAGGCAGCCCAGGAGCCCCUGGCAGAGGACACCCUGGCCGAGGAGCAGGAGGCAGUGCCGGCGUCCACGCACAUCGCAUCCAGCCAGGGCAUCAACCCCUACGUGCUGCAGAUCAUGAAAGCUUCCUUGCUUGCUGAUGAUGACGAUGACCUGGAUUUGAUCCUGGAUUAUCCUGGGAAGCAUCCUGUCAAGAUGGACACUUCCCAAGAGAUCUGCUCCCCAAGGCUUCCCAUUUCAAAAUCACAGGGACAAAAAAGACACUCAGCUGCCGGGCUGCUGCAGCCCAAGUUUGCCGGCGUCCUUGCGGCAGCCCCCGGAGCGGCCGUGGCAGCCCCCAGGGCUCUGGGCAGCCCCCCCCGCGGGCUGUGGCGGGGGGGGCACGUUUCUCAUGAAAAGUUUCGUUGUCUCAGGCCCUCAGCUGCCGGGCUGCUGCAGCCCAAGUUUGCCGGCGUCCUUGCGGCAGCCCCCGGAGCGGCCGUGGCAGCCCCCAGGGCUCUGGGCAGCCCCCCCCGCGGGCUGUGGCCGGCGGCCGCGCCCGAGGCGCAGGUCAGGACGGUGGGGGCGCGCCGGCAGCGCGGGCUGGUGCCCCUGCAGAGAUCCAUCACCUACGGCAAGGGCAAGCUGCUGAUGGACAUGGGGCUCUUCAUGGGCCGCUCCUUCCGCGUGGGCUGGGGCCCCAGCUGGACCCUGGUGAACGCUGGAGAUCAGCUGAGCGCCUGCAGGGAAGUGGAAGAUGCUCAGCUGGAGCCCGUGGAAUACGGAUUCCUGCCGACUCCCGCUGCUCCCAAAUCACUCACAGAAUCCCCCUUCAAAGUUCAUGUGGAAAAGUUGAGCUUGGAGCAAUGGAAGCUGGACAGAGACAAGGAGCUGUAUCUCACCCCUCUGGAGAUCAAGCUGAAGCACAGCACUGUCCAUAUGGAUGAGCCCUGUCCUCUUCUGGCCCCCAACCCUGGGGUCUCUGCUAUCCAUGACUAUGCUGACUGGGCCAGGAAAGCAUCUGAGGAUCCCACUCUGGCAGAGACCGCAGUGAAGCCCUGGUGCCUGGCCUGGACGCUGUGCGAGGCGGUGUGGGGCCGGCUGCAGGAGCUGGAGGCCGGCCUGGAGGAGCCCGGCGAGUACGCGCUGGCGCUGGAGCGGCGGGGGGUGUGGCAGCUCUCCGAGAGGAUCAGUGUCAACGUGUGCUCGCUGCUGGACUGGAAGCGCUGCGUGGCCGUGCACCUGUGGUACCUGCUGCCCCCCACGGCCUCCAUCUCCAGGGCCCUGGCCAUGUACGAGGCAGCCUUCCAGACACUGUCCCACACCCUGUGUGCCCCUCAGCUCCCCCAGCCCCUGUCCCACACCCUGUGUGCCCCCCAGACACUGCCCCGCACCCUGUGUGCCCCCCAGCCCCCUCAGCCCCUGUCCCACAACACCUCAGAGUGUGAAAAAUAUGCCUGCUGUCCCCUGCCUCCUUACCUGGAAGAUUCUGGGUGUGUCAUUGAAGAAGAUGACAAUGGAGGAAGGCCCCUGAGAGAUGUCUGCUUCCACUUGUUAAAGCUCUACAGUGACAGGUCCUAUGAGCUGGACCAGCUGCUGGACCCCAGGAGUGUGACCUCUGACCCGCUGGAUUUCCGCCUCAGCUGGCACCUGUGGGAGGUGCUGCGGGCCCUGAACUACUGCCACCUGUCCCAGCAGAGCUGGGGGGUGCUGAACUCCAGCUAUGCUGCCCAGCUGGAGAGCGAGGGGCUCUGGGAGUGGGCUGUGUUCGUCAUGCUGCACGAGCCUGAUGCACACACCCGGGAGCAGGCCGUGCGGGCGCUGCUGGGCCGGCACUGUGCCCUGGCUGACAGCCCCGACUCCUGGGCCAAGGAGAGCUUCCUGACCCAGCGCCUCUGCGUGCCCCCGCGCUGGAUCCACGAGGCCAAGGCCGUGCGGGCCAGGAUGGAGGGAGACAAGCACAAAGAGGCCCUUUUCCUCUUCAAGGCUGGCCACUGGAACCAGUGCCACAAGCUGGUUGUCAGGCACUUGGCCUCAGAUGCCAUCAUCAACGAGAACUACAAGUACCUGAAGGGAUUCCUGGAAGAGCUGGCGCCCCCCGAGCGCAGCGCGCUGAUCCAGGACUGGGAGCUGGCAGGGCUGGUCUACCUCGACUACAUCCAUGUGAACGAGAUGCUGGACAGGAUUCAGCAGCUGGAUGUUUCCACCUACGAGCUGGAGCGGUUACACACCAAAGUGACGUCCCUGUGCAACAGGAUAGAGCAGCUGCGGUGCCACAACGCCAAGGACCGCCUGGCGCAGUCAGGGUAG
Molecule: messenger RNA, 2433 nt
Organism: Ficedula albicollis (Collared flycatcher)
Lineage: Eukaryota; Metazoa; Chordata; Aves; Passeriformes; Muscicapidae
Product: nuclear pore complex protein Nup98-Nup96-like
Exons: 15
Coding region: 1-2433 (810 amino acids)
Source: RefSeq, a predicted model, not a curated record